AUGUUUUCUGGUACAAUUAAGAUAGCAAGUUUAGAUGAUUACAUAUCUCCUUCUUAGGAGUGUAUUCUACCAAUUUUUGAUAAAAAUUCAAAAUUGAAAACUACUGAAGAUCCUACAGUUAAAGCAUAUGGAAUGAUUCCUCAAAAACCAGAUUUGAUUAAAAAGACAGCAAAGUAAACAGCAAAAGUCACUUUGAGUGAUUGUCUUGCAUGUAGUGGCUGCGUUACUACUGCUGAAACUAUCUUGUAAUAAUAGCAAAGUGUUGAAGAGUUUCUUUUAAAAUUACAAUCUUACAAGCAUGCAGUAGUAGGCAUUUCCUAACAAGCUAGGGCCUCUAUGGCUUACCAUUUUGGCCUAUCAGAAGAACAUAUUUAAAGAGCAUUGACUUAUUUCUUUCAAGACUAAUUGAAUGUUUAAUAUGUCUUUGACAUGAGAUUUGCAAAUUAGUUAGUAUUAGAAUAAGCAUAUAGAGAAUUCAAGAAAAGAUAUGAAAACAAAUAAAGUGUACCUGUGCUUUCUUCUGAAUGUCCAGGAUGGGCUUGCUAUGCAGAAAAAGCUGUUGGAGAAUUUGUUAUUCCUUAUAUGUCCUAAGUUAAAUCUCCAUAAUAAGUUAUGGGCUCAUUAGUUAAAAACUCUCUAGCCAGCAAAAUGGGAAUUGAAUCAAAGGAUAUUCUUUUUGUUAGUGUUAUGCCUUGCUAUGAUAAAAAAGUAGAAUCAGCGAGAAAGGAAUUCGAGAGAAAUGGUAUCAAGGAUGUUGAUGUUGUUCUCACUGCUUAGGAAAUAAUGGAUUUGUUAAAAAAAGUAGAAGGAUAAAAGUUGGUUGAUGUCCAAGAAUAAAUAAAAUAGGCAUAGACAAAUGUAAAUAAUAGUAACGAUGAAGAAAGCAAGAAUGAGUUGAUUUCAAAAGAGAGAGAAUAUAUUGAAAACAAUAUUUUUCCCUAUGAAAAUUUAGAUAUAUCUCGUAUUGUUGUAAGUAAUAUAGAAGAAUAUCUUUUUGGAGAUAGUUAAACAUUUGAUUAGCUUCUAUUGCCUAUAUUAUCAAAUAUUUUUGAUUCAACUAUUGGAUCAAACGAUUAUCUUGAUUAUAUCAUUAGAAGAGCUGCAUCAGAUAUUCAUCACCUUAAUCCAGAUUAAUAUGAAAUAAUUACUAAAUAAGGAAAAAAUUCUGAUUUUAAUGAAAUCUUUCUAGUUAAAGAUGGAGCUAAUAUUUUAAGUUUUGCUAGAGUUUAUGGUUUAAGAAAUAUUUAAAAUAUAAUAAGAAACUUGAGAUAAAAUAAGUGUAAAUACGACUACAUUGAAAUCAUGGCAUGUCCUAGUGGUUGUCUAAAUGGAGGUGGUCAGCUUAAAUCUUUAGAUGAAAACAUGAAAACUAAAGAUUUAAUUGAAAAACUUUAAGAAAUACUUAGAAAAAAGAGUGUAAUUUCUAAUGAUUAAAACUACAAUAAUUUAGCAUUCUAAUAGAUAAUUAGAGAUAGUACUAAUAUUUAUUUCGAAACUAUAUUUAAGCACAUUGAAAAACUAAAUACUUAAAGUAGUCUAAAUUGGUGA
Molecule: messenger RNA, 1548 nt
Organism: Tetrahymena thermophila SB210
Lineage: Eukaryota; Ciliophora; Oligohymenophorea; Hymenostomatida; Tetrahymenidae
Product: iron only hydrogenase large subunit, carboxy-terminal domain protein
Exons: 7
Molecular function (GO): 4 iron, 4 sulfur cluster binding
Source: RefSeq, a predicted model, not a curated record